Messenger RNA from Aspergillus wentii DTO 134E9, 3559 nucleotides. Its product is annotated as FAR11/STRIP family protein. The transcript has 5 exons. Bases 210 to 3356 code for a protein of 1048 amino acids. Gene Ontology annotation, cellular component: cytosol. The record is from RefSeq and is a predicted model, not a curated record. Gene Ontology annotation, biological process: cytoskeleton organization. NCBI's taxonomy places the organism in Eukaryota, Fungi, Ascomycota, Eurotiomycetes, Eurotiales, Aspergillaceae.
CACUGCUUCACGACGACAACGCAAUAAAUAGCAUGGCUCUUUAUCUGGAACGACUCUAACGGAAGGACUUGUUUGCUACGAAUUUAGGAUUUGCGCGUUCUUCGUUUUGAAUUUUCACUCCCCUUUCUUGAGAUACCCUUGAUGUUGUUCCUUAAACCUGUAUCUUUCUCUCGUUUUGAACAAGUGAAAUCAGUGUUUGGUGCUCAAUUAUGGAUGGUACACCUGUCUCUACCGAUGCAGCUAUUGAAGAGCAACACAUUGUCAAGGCAGAUGAAGUCGACCAAACGGGAACCGAUAUCAGCACCGUCUCGGACGACCAGCUGAUGGAAGAAGUGGCUGAAGGUCUGCGACAGGAGCAGGUCUCGCAUCCUACAGCUUCUGCGACAGAUGAAGCACCGGAACAGCCUGAAAAGGCUCCCAGGAGGCCAGAGCUCCGUCGUGAUAACUCUGCCCCGCCGCCUCCUUUGCAGCCUCCCCCACCAGCUCCCGUCCAGCAAACCCUGGACAGGCCAUCUGACUCUCUGAGCCUUGCUCAGCUGAAAAGAUUGGUUCAGGAAAUGCCCAAGGUCGAUCAGCCUGCCUAUGCUUUUGAAUAUGCUGAUGCUGAGCCUUUCGCGGAUGAGAUUGAAGAAUGGUUUCAAUACAGUGAAUUCGAUCGAGUCAUGCUCAUCGGUAUGAAAUCAUCGUUCGAGCACAAAUGGAAUUCUUUCACUGGAAAUAAAUCCUCGACUCCUGAACAGUUAUCCUGGACUGAUGCUUCUUAUGAUCUACGCAAAUCAUUUAUAAGUCAAACGCUCCAAGGCUUACAAGACCAAGAAAUGUUUGUUCGUCUCGAAGCUAUGGAGACUGUUUGCUAUGCUUUGACCGGAAUAUGGGGAACUACCGCAGGACAAGAGAUACAGGACUACCCAGAAGAUGUGUCUCCUCAGUUCGCCGCGGAAACCCCAAGAUCCAAGUCCUUGCAAAUCAAAUGGAUCGAAAACAAUGCCAACUUGGUCCAGGAAUGCUCCGGAAUAGGGAUUCUGCUUGAAUGUCUCUGUCGGGUGUUCGAAAAGAGUUGCAGUACGCCCAAACCUGACUCAGACGCCGUUGACCCUGAAGAUACCAACCCCGCAUAUCUUGCUGCUUCAGAGCGUGAGGCAAAUCUAGCUCUCACGACCUUAUAUCUAGUUGUAGAGGUUGGCCGGAGGCAAGAAGCAACCAAUCCUCGACACACGCCCAUACGAGACGCGCUUACUGACCUAAAGCCAAAUCUGCUGGUAUUCCUUGUUGAGAUUAUCGCCCGACUCCGGUGGGAUGAAUCUACAAACGUUCCACUCACGAGGAUUGUACUCUUGUUCUGGAAGUCCUUGCUUCUUUUCUUUGGUGGAAGCAUGAGCUUGAAACAGGCCAAAGAAGACCUGGAGCCUUCUCUUGACAGGGAAGAGAAUACUCCAUCUCGGAGGACCCCUUUUCUCACCGCUUCACCUCUUGAUUAUCAUGUGUUUCGGCAAGAGAUUACAUCAAAGUAUCCCUCCUACAACCCGCCACCGCCAGUAGUUCCUCUUGAAUUAGAGAACAACUCCAUUCUUCCCCCUCUUCACCAACAUCCCAGUAGGGCACCUUCUUCCAGCGGUCUCUUUUCCGGUGUUGGCCCAUCCGUUGCUGGCGGAAACGGUUCAAUCCUCCACCAAUCUGUUCACAUUGCCACACCGGCACCAUCUCCUCCACCUUCACCAAUCGGUCCUGGUGGUAAAACGGGGAAAAAGCAAAACUACCAGACUAAUCAAAAUUUUCCGUUCAUGUACCCACCCCUCACUGAUAACAGCAAUGAUAUUGGCGGGAAAGGUACAACGGAACUCCAGGACGCUCUAGUCGGGAAAAAGUGGGAGGGCAGUGAUGUCCCAGCAUCUAUCAUCGAGGCCGGUAGACUGUUUUCUACCCAUGUGAAAAUGACGAGGGCAAUGCGCCAGCUCUGGGAGGAGCGGGAACGAUUUAUGAAGUAUGACAGAGGUUGGAAUAUGGAUGAUUCUGCUAUUCCGAUGUAUGAUCUCUCCGACAACCUAGCGGAAGACUUGGAAAAUUUUUCCCUUCUGGAAAAGCAAAAGAUCAAGCCCGAGCAGCCUUCAGAAAAGGAGACCGACAAUGAGGAUAUUCAACGACGCUUAUCGGCUGUCGAAUCCUUUUAUACUCAAGCACUGGUCCAUUUGCAGUCAAUCACCAUUGUUUUCCUCAAGAUAAUUUUGACGAAUGUCAGCGCCAUGGUCAAUCAGGCAAACAGCCAAAAUGGUCAACCUACAAGUGACGGUUUUGGUCCAGUCAAUGGGCUCUCUGGUGAUUUUCCUGGGGAAUUUGACACUGACGCUGCAAUUGACGAGCUUGACAACAUUCGGUUGCGGGAAAUAACGGGCAAGGCUAUCUCUGGGUCCCUUUUGCUAAUGUUGAAGUGGUUCAAGCGAUCUCAUAUAUUGAAGUUUGAAUACAUGACGCAGUUGUUGCUGGACUCGAACUACCUUCCUUUGAUUCUCAAAAUGUUCGCCCAUCAAGACAUUGAUCAGGCAGUGGCACAAAAGCACGACCGAGAGGAAUUAGGUUUCUUCCAUUUCUGCCAUCUCCAUUCUGACCAGCCACCAGAGCCUGCUGAACACUCCGACGAAGAAUCUUCUCCUAGUGACGAUGAGGCUGCCCCUCCUCCCAUUGCUCGGCAUCGGCAAGAUCUGGGUCCUGGAAUGCCAUCGGGUCGGGCCCAAUCUCCUGAAGAGGCUAUCCCCGAAUUCCUGGAGGGCCACCAUCGCCCAGAAGUGGACGAAUUGGGAUAUCCUACCGCACCUCUGCCGAAAGAGCCUAUCACUGUGUUCUCAUUCCGCAACUUCUAUUCCGCUAUCAACUAUCUACACAUCAUGCAGAAAAUCACCCGUGACAAGGCUCACCGGUGUCUGUUGCUUGUGCAGUAUAAGUCAAGCACUAUACUUCGAAAGGGGCUGAAGAUCCCCGAUCCGCAUCUCCGUUUUUACACCCUCAAGCUUUUCAAAUCCCAAGUUCCAUACUGUGGACGAAAGUGGCGUCAAAGCAACAUGCGGGUGAUCACUGCGAUCUACCUGUACUGCCGGCCAGAACUGCGUGAUGACUGGCUCGCAGGCUCUGAUGUAGAUGCGGAGGUGGAGGAAGCGUUGCCGCUUGAGCAAGCCCUUCGAGGUCUAACACACUGGUGGCACUUGCGUCGUUACAAGGAUGUUAUGGGUGGAGAAGAAAACACAUCGAUUAUGGAAGAGGAACGGGAUUUCUUCGUGCGUGAACUGGAGUCAAUGGGCUGGGGCAUUGCCGAUGAAAUGUACAGUGCGGCCGGUGAGGACGCAGAAAUGGCCGCUCCAUAUUAGUCCAGAGAUUAUCAUUGCAUAUUUGGGUCUUGUUUUUGAAGCCAAUAGAUAGUAUCUUGUCACGUCUUAUGAUUAUGAAAUACCCUAUCUAGUAUUUGGAAGAACUAGGUGGUUUAGGUUGAGCGAAAUAUAUUUCCACUUCCAGUUUCCACGACACAAGCAAGAGAAUGGCAAUACACCAUCGAGUAAAAUCUACAAUUCUU